Neodiprion virginianus is the source of this 2790-nucleotide messenger RNA. RefSeq names its product odorant receptor 4-like. Gene Ontology annotation, cellular component: plasma membrane. NCBI's taxonomy places the organism in Eukaryota, Metazoa, Arthropoda, Insecta, Hymenoptera, Diprionidae. Bases 542 to 1915 code for a protein of 457 amino acids. Gene Ontology annotation, molecular function: olfactory receptor activity; odorant binding. The transcript has 7 exons. The record is from RefSeq and is a predicted model, not a curated record. Gene Ontology annotation, biological process: sensory perception of smell; detection of chemical stimulus involved in sensory perception of smell.
CUCGUGCAUUAUCUAUAGCCCGUAUCUCCAGGUCAUGGGUGAUUAAAGAAUCCAUUAUGAUAGUUCUUCGCAAAAAGCGCGGUCUAGCCAGUCUCAGAGAUGCGUUCCAGAAGUCUGAAGUUCAAGUGAAAAUCAAGUCGCUGCUUCGAACGGGUCAAGUGGCUAUCGCUGCAGUCCUCGAUCUUUGAAGCAUCAGAGAAGAGAGAUAGGGCGAGGAGGAGAGAAGAAAGCGAGGACAUCCUGGCCGCGGGGUCCUCGCCCUCGACGUCUCUGUGCUCGUGUAUGUAAGCUGGUACGUGGGCCAGCCAGCUCCCGUCAUCGCUGCUCUCCGGGCCUGUGUACAGUCGACAAUUACACGGGUUACGUCAUCCCCCGGGUAGUCGCCUCCCGGACUCUCGGUACCCGCGUCUCUCACCUCUCGUCCGCAGCGCGCGACCGACACGCGAAACCCGGUUCUUCGACGCUCGGCGGCGUUUCUUUUCACGCGAUACAAUCACCCUGUGGAUGUAUCGCUCCGUUUUUUCGCACGUUCUUUGAUCCGAUGAAAGCUUUUACUGAAACGGAAGAAUUCAACGCCGGAGGCAGGUGCGAUAUCCGCAAUGCAAUGGAAGCUGGGAGGAAAAGAGCCGAAAAACUCGACGUGCCUUUUGGUCGAUACUUUGACCACACUAAACGCUUGUUGAAAUUAUUCCGAAUGUGGGAAUUGGACGCCAACUCGUCGAAGUGGCAAAGCAUGUUGAUAGUUUCAAGCACGGCGGUGUUCCUGACGUGCAACUUCAUGCUCGGAUUUUCAGAGUUGAUGAAACUUCGGAUAGCUCCGGAUCUUGCGACUGCUGUAUCCUGUGCCAGUGCCUUGUGGCUUCACUUGAUCGGAUUUGUCAAGUGGAUCUACUUGGCAUGGAGAGUUCGGGAUGUCAUGCAGCUCGUUGGACUACUCGAGGAUUGCUAUCAUCUCAGCCUGGGAAAUAACGAAACGGACGAAGACUAUUCGCAACUUCGGAAGAAAAUGAAUGCCGCGCGGAAGAUUUCCGUGCGAUUCAGUUACGUCUGGGUCAUCGGCGUCACCUACGGGGUCAUUCACUGGUGCCUAAACCCGUUGUUCUUCAAGUGGAAACUGAGCAGAGUAGACGUCAGUUUGGCGAUGAGAGACAGAACUCUGCCGUACGAGAGCUGGAGUCCGUGGGAUCUGAAUCGGGUCGAAGUCUACGGAUACGUUUACCUGAUUGAAGUUUUGGGCGGUCUUGCUUCCAGCAUCGGAAGUGUCGCGUAUGAUAUAAUGUUCCUGACGUUGGUGAUAAUGAUAUGCGCCCAAUUGGGCUACCUAAAUUAUUCAUUGGUACACAAGCCGCAUAGCUAUCCAACCAUGACAUCUUCGGAGAAAAAGAAGCUGACGUGUGUCUUGCUUCGGAAUAAACUAGUCCGUAGCAAGAAUCAUCACGAUGCUAUUUUGGCAUUUUUGGCUGGCUUGCAAAAAGUCACCAGCCCAGUGAUGUUCGUUCAGUGUAUCGGAACCAUCGGCAUACUUUGUUUGGUCUCCUUCGAAGUAAUGACUAUGAAGCUGAAGGGGGACGUUGCAAGCGUGACAAAAAUUUGGAGUAUGGUGGAAUAUAUCAGCUCUUGCUUUGCUCAGCUAUUCUUUUUUUGUUACUACGCCGAUCAUAUGACGACAUUGGGACUGAAAGUCAGUGAUUCGACUUACAGCUCUGGUUGGGAAUCUGUGACUGACGAUGAAAAAAACUCUGCAUCUGACAGAAAAUCUAUCGGAUUUAUAGUGCGUGAAAUAAUGGUCAGAGCUCAACGGCACGUUCAAUUAACCGGUGGGCCUUUCUACGUUCUUUCGUUACGAACUUAUCGUGCAGUGGUCGGAGCUGCCUUUUCAUAUUCAGCAGUGCUCCGAGAAGUCGGCGCGGAAUAGAAAAAAGACGAAAAAAAAUUCGGAUCAUAAUCUAAGUUCGGAAAGUCUACUAGCGUAUAGGUCAUUAUAAACCCAAAGUAAACACGGCGUAAUAGACGUAGCGCCAGAUAUCAGAGUGUGAAUUAAGAAUGGCUACGCCGUACAUGUCGCUACUAUUGCAACAGAGCCAGUGAAAAUCGCCAGGGUGGGUCGAGCGUAGCGGCAAUAAGUGGAAGUCGAGAGUGGCUGGUCGGCCCGAAGCCAGCCCAACGGCAGCAGUGAUCGCAUGAGGAAAAGAUAGAGGUACAAGCGCAAGCGCUCGUUCGUUUCAUAGCUUACGGAACGGCUUCUCGCGUGUACUGGUAUCCUGGUAAAAAGGCGACGCGCCGCAGAUGACUCGCGCACCCGGUGCGCACUUGGCGUGCGUGAUCACCUAUUUCGACGCACCCGGAUCUGCUCUGGCUUUGCCACGGCAUCGGCGCCUCGCGCAUCGACGCGACGGGGAACGAUCCAACCUCUAAUAUAACCGGGUAUGGUACUCGUCGUAGCGUUUGUCGAAGAAAGGGAAGUUUCAGGUGUGUAGCAUGGCAUUUUACAUAUCUGCCUUCCUUCGGCUAGGCUUCGAGAGUGAUGUAAAACAUGUACCAAGUAUGAAUGUCAAAUAGUUACUGUAUAUUUAUGAUCAUGAAAACGCACGUUUGUUGAUUAUUAUCUGAAGCAUUUUGUCCUUGGUAAAAAUUAUUUUCAGUUCAUUGAAAAGAAAUUAGCGACAUAGAUUAAUGUAAGAGUGUAAUUUGGUAAGUGUAUUGGUUGAAACUUCUCAAAGCUUAAAAGAGUCCAGCAUGCCUACUGACCGACUGUUGACAAAGCCUUGAAAUAUACGACUCACAAAAUCA